Acanthaster planci (crown-of-thorns starfish) is the source of this 1542-nucleotide messenger RNA. Its product is annotated as NLR family CARD domain-containing protein 4-like. The record is from RefSeq and is a predicted model, not a curated record. Gene Ontology annotation, molecular function: protein binding. NCBI's taxonomy places the organism in Eukaryota, Metazoa, Echinodermata, Asteroidea, Valvatida, Acanthasteridae.
CAGUGCGUCUGAUGUCCAGUCCCUGAAUGCUGCCAAUAUCUGUGAAGAUGAACUGAAGUCACAUUACGAUGAGACAGGUAGCUUUGUACAGAUGAACCCAUGGUGUGAUGAUGUCAUAAAACACAUUGCAGAGAUAUACAUCAAGCAGCAUCAUGGGGAAUGUAUCUGAAGGAGCUUAAGCCUCUGCAGAGGCUGAACUUGAUGGACUGCUUAUUGAAUGGAAAGGACAUGGUACAUGUUGCUGAGUCACUCAAGAAUCUACUCAAUUUGGUUUCAUUGGAUGUUUCUUGUAAUAACCUUGGUGGUACAGCCGCAUCAUUGGUAAUGCGUCUGAAGGAGCUCAAGCCCCUGCAGAGGCUGAACUUGAGGAACUGCUCAUUGAAUGGACAGGACAUGGUACAUGUUGCUGAGUCACUCAGGGAUCUACCCAACUUGGCUUCAUUGGAUGUUUCUUGUAAUAACUUUGGUGGUACAGCAGCAUCAUUGGGAAUACAUCUGAAAGAGCUCAAGCCCGUGCAGAGACUGAACUUGAUGGGCUGCUCAUUGAAUGGAAAGGACAUGGUACAUGUUGCUGAGUCACUUAAGGAUCUGCCCAAUUUGGUUUCAUUGGAUGUUCCUGGUAAUAACCUUGGUGGUACAGCAGCAUCAUGGGGAAUGCAUCUGAAGGACCUCAAGCCCCUGCAGGAGCUGGACUUGGGGGACUGCUCAUUGAAUGGAAAGGACAUGGUACAUGUUGCUGAGUCACUCAAGGAUCUACCCAAUUUGGUUUCAUUGCACGUUUCUUGUAAUAACCUAGGCGGUACAGCAGCGUCAUGGGGAAUGCGUCUGAAGGAGCUCAAGCCCCUGCAGGAGCUGAACUUGUUCAACUGCUCAUUGAAUGGACAGGACAUGGCACACGUUGCUGAGUCAGUCAAGAAUCUAUUCAAUUUGGUUUCAUUGAUUGUUUCUUAUAAUUACCUUGGUGGUACAGCAGCAUCAUGGGGAAUGUAUUUGAAGGAGCUCAAGCCCCUGCAGAGGCUGAAGUUGGUUCGCUGCUCAUUGAAUGGACAGGACAUGGUACAUGUUGCUGAGGCACUCAGGGAUCUACCCAAUUUGGCUAGAUUAGACGUUUCUGGUAAUAACCUUGGUGGUACAGCAGCAUCAUGGGGAAUGUUUCUGAAGGAGCUCAAGCCCCUGCAGGAGCUGGACUUGAGUAGCUGCUCAUUGAAUGGACAGGACAUGGUACAUGUUGCUAAAUCACUCAAGGAGCUGCCCAACUUGGUUUCACAGAUCGUUUCUGGUAAUACAGACCUGGCUGGUACAGCCACUUCAUGGUGCUUGUAUUUGAAACAUGCAAAGGCCCUGAGGAAGCUGGAUCUCAGGUACUGUUGGCCGACAGAGGAGGAUAAGAAACACAUUCAUGAUGUUCUGAGUAACCUAGAUGAAUUGCUCCUUUAUCGCUAGGGGAUAUUGGUUGGUGAUUGACAGGAGAAGCUGGAUUUUUUCUAUAAAUUUCAAUGACAAGUAGAUACAAGUAUGAAAUACCAUACAAGCAGGGUUUGU